This is a messenger RNA of Entrophospora sp. SA101, 1182 nucleotides long. The record is from the annotation of a GenBank genome assembly. Lineage: Eukaryota; Fungi; Glomeromycota; Glomeromycetes; Entrophosporales; Entrophosporaceae.
AUGGCAGGACAAAACAGAACAAAAGUCACUACUGCUUGUUUAAAUUGUCAAAAACGAAAGAUUAAGUGUUCUGGCACACCACCUUGUGGUUACUGCCUGAAGCUCGACAAACCAUGUGUUCCUGGUAAUCCUGGAAAAAAGCGUGGCCCACCACCUGGACACGAAGUUAGAAGAAUGGUUUCUUAUAGACCAAACGAUUCUUCGGAAAAUAAUUUGAAUGUUAUACGGCCAAAUGCUAUAUAUCCUGGAGAUGGUGAAUUAUUAAGAACGAUUCAAGGUUCUAAUCCUGCCGGAAUCUAUUAUAAUGAACUAGCUCCAAUUUUGCCGCUACCAAUCGACUCACAAUCUAUUUCACACGAUAACAUAUCGUCAAAUUCUUUUCCGUUCCAACCACAUUAUGGCUCUACAUAUUCAUAUCCAUUAUCUUCUUCAAAUUCUGAAUCCAGGUCUUCAUAUCAACCAAAUUACGAUUCUACAUUUUAUCAACCACAUCAUGACUCUACGAUGCCACAUAUAUCAUCCUCUUCAUAUGACUCUAGAUCUCCACAUAAUUCACAUACACAAUCAUAUUCAUCAUCAUCAUCUUCAUAUCAGCAACCACAUUCACAUUCACAAUCAUUAUAUCCGCAUUAUCAAUCUUCAUCUUCAACAUCCAUACCAUUACAACAACCAUCACCGAUAAUACCUCAACAUCCGUCAUUAUCAUCAGUGCCACAAUUAACAAACGUCGAGACUUCAUCCUCACCUCUAUCUCUAUCUUCUGUUCCUGCUCCUAUUUUAGAGAUUCCAAUACCGCAAGAUCAAGGAAAAGUAGAAGACGGAGAAAAAUCACAAAAGGAUUAUAAUCCAGAGUUUGCAAGAAUACUUGAAAUGAAAUUACAAGAGAUACAAAAACUAAAAAAACAUUCAUUUAAUGCCAACGAUUCUGUAACCUACAGUGAUGCCACCACUACCAAAAAUGAUGAGAAUGUCAAUGUUGUUGACAGCAAAAAGAGGCUGGUUGUUAAAAGUGAAGAUGAUGAUAUGGAAGAUGAAGAAGGGGAACAAAGAAUCUACAAGAAAAUGAGACCAAUAAACACCUUAAGACUUAAAAAAUCUAUAUUACAAAAUAAAAAUAAUAGCAAUAAAAACAAUAACAAUAAUAACAAUAAACGUUGGAUUAGAAGAAGAAUUAUAAAUUAA